Molecule: messenger RNA, 8502 nt
Organism: Podarcis lilfordi (Lilford's wall lizard)
Lineage: Eukaryota; Metazoa; Chordata; Lepidosauria; Squamata; Lacertidae
Source: the annotation of a GenBank genome assembly
AUGGCGGUGACGCGGUACCGGCGCUUCUUGAAGCUCUGCGAGGAGUGGCCCGUGGAGGAGACCAAGCGCGGGCGGGACUUGGGCACUUUCCUUCGGCAGAGGGUGGCGCAGGCCUUCCGCGAGGGAGAGAACACGCAGGUGGGGCGGGGGCGACGCCCGGAGGGGGAGGGGGAAGGUCGGCGCCCUGGGCAGCUGGUGGUCCCCGUAGUAUUUAAUCCAUAUUUAUGUGACGUGUUUGGGGUGGCCACCCUUGUUCUGGCAAAAUACAGGGCGGUUUGAUCUGGUCCUGAAGUGACUUCAAAGCAAUACAAUCUAUUUCAGACGAACAGGACGGCCCAUGUGGAACUUUUCACACGUGCAUACAUACACGCGAAUUUGUAAACCUGUCUGUGCUUAACCACAUGACCUUUCGCACGCCCUUUCCAACACGUGCAUUUGGAGAGGAUGCGUAACUUGGGCGAGAGAGAGCUCAAAUACAGGACAAAAACAGGGCGUAGCAUUUUGCAUGAAAUAUAGGACAGUCCUGUAUUAUACAGGAGGGGUGGCAACCCUUGUGUGUUUGUGCCUCUGUGUGGUGCUUGCAGGUCCGGAUUUAGGUUUGCUGAGGCCCUAAGCUACUGAAGGUAAUGGGGCCCUUUAUAAGUCCAGCUGUCCUUUGUCAACAACAAAUUGUCACUGCUUUUUUUGUUGAACAUAUGCUAUAUGGUAAUUUAUGGACCUAAUAGGUAUCUAAAGCCAUUUGCACAUAACAAAAUAUGUAUUUUAUCAAAGUAAUUGUUGAACUGAAAUACAAUUAAGAAGAAGUCUCUUAAGAGUGAAAAAAAAUUAAGCUCUCACUGUUUUAUUUUGUUUAUUUUUUAUCUUAUAUUUUGGAAAAGUACAUCCAAUAUUUUUUUCCUUAAUUUUUUUUUGGGCCUCCAAGAGGGUGGGGCCCUAAACUAUAGCUUGUUUAGCUUAUACGUAAAUCCGGCACUGGAUAUUUGCAUAGUGUAAUGGUGAAGAGACAGCGCAGGCUUCUGGUGCUUAUUCCCAAAUAUAGUCGUACCUUGGAAGCCAAACAGAAUCCGUUCCGGAAGUCCGUUCGAUUUCCAAAAUGUUCAGAAACCAAACCGCGGUUUCCGAUUGGCUGCAGGAAUCUCCUACAGCCAAUCAGAAGCUGCAGAAGCCACGUCGGACUUUCCGGCUUCCAAAGAACAUUCGCAAACUGGAACACUUCUGGGUUUGUGGUGUUUGGGAGCCAAAAGGUACAAGUGCCAAGGCGAUCGGCUUCUAAGGUACAACUGUAUUUCUGUGUCUUCAGUGAGGCUUACUCCCCAGGUAAGCGUGCACAGGAUUUUAGCCUGAAUCAAGCAGGCCCUAAGGUGAGUCAUGCCUGUGCUCAGGGCCAGCCCAAGACAUUUUAGCACCUGAGGCGAACCAUUAAGAUGUUUCCCCCCACUUUCCAGGCCAGGGAAGAAGGGGGCGUGAAGAUCUACAUCAGGGACAACUGGAGAAGAAAGCUCUUCAUCGGUAUAUACUACCCUGUGGAUCCUGCUGCCUGAAGUGGUUGCCUCAUGCUAGAGGCUGGCCCUGCUAGAGUAUCCAGAUUCGAACACAGGGUGGGGUCCCUGCAACUUUAAUAGUUGUUCAGAAGAGGGGUGCUUUUGGCAGGUGUCCCUGCCAUGCAAGCAAUUUUUAAGGUGCAGGAACCCUGCCUUUUAUAUCUAUGGGCCUCGUCCAAGACAUUCUGCUGCCUGAGGUGAAUCCUUCCCUCCCCAAGUCAAGAGGUGGAGUACAUCAAGGCCAGUCAUAUUAUUUGAGCAGCUGAGGCAGAAAUUCCUACAAGCAUCUCUCCCCUGUUCUGGCAGUAAAAUACAUUAAUAAAUGCAUCACAGUUUGGUACCUUUUCAUGAAUCUCAAAAUCAGCUGCCUCUUGUGCUGCCUAAUAUUAGAGCCAGCACUGUGCAUCUGACCACUCUGCUACCAGGUUUCCAGGAGAAUUAAUGAACUCCAUUUUAGAGCUCAAGUCAGUAUCUAAAUGCUUUUAAUAUAUAUGUAUAUAUCUUAUUUGAGACCUCACUCUUUGUUUAAUGGGACUUGGUGCCAAGGGGCAGAGCAAUCUGUACCCCACUUGCAAUGGGUUGGGAAGGAUAAGCUAAAUGGGCAGGAGUGCCAUUGAGGGGAUAUCCAGUAACAGUGCGGAAGAUCCCCAAAUGGGGUAUUCUUGGGUUUGAGCCAGUCUCACUGUUGCUGUGCAACAGCAUGAGGCCCAAUCCAAUUGUACGUUGUAAUUGUACUCCCCCCGCUACCUCAGUCACUGCUUGCACCAGGGCUCUGAAUGCAGUAUUAGCCAUGCAAGCAGCAGGAGUGAGGGUUGAGUUACAACUUUAAAAUGCAGGUUGCUUCACUGUGUGGGUUUUUGACACUUCAGAAUGAAAAGAUUCCAUUGGAAAUGGGGUGACAAGUUAGAAAGUUCUUCAGGUUUUUUCCUGUGUAAGGUGGGAUUGCCCUCCACCGCAGCAUGUGGCAAGGAAGAAUAUAAAUGUAAUUAUGAUAUCAGUUGCAUGAAAUUCUCUGAUAAACUGCUCUUGGCAGGAGUAAAUGAUUGAAGUGCUGUAUAAAAAUACUUAGAUAAAUUCACUUCUCCCCAAGCCACUUACAAUGACUGCUGUGUAGUGUCCAUAGCCUCUGUUUUUCUCUGGAUUAUAGCACAAUUUUUGAAAAGACCCAAUCACAGGAACACACCUCUUGUUCCAGGUAGCUUAAGAGGUUAAGGCUGUGGCUUUAAUAGCAUAUACAGUGGUACCUCGGGUUAAGAACUUAAUUCGUUCCGAAGGUCCGUUCUUAACCUGAAACUGUUCUUAACCUGAAGUACCACUUCAGCUAAUGGGGCCUCCCACUGCUGCUGCACCACCGCUGAACGAUUCCUGUUCUCAUCCUGAAGCAAAGUUCUUAACCCAAGGUACUAUUUCUGGGUUAGCGGAGUCUGUAACCUGAAGCAUCUUUAACCCAAGGUACCACUGUAUAGAGACUUUUGGCAAGUACAUUUCGGCAUGCAGUGGUGAAAAGAGCUGCACAUGUUGAAAUUCCCUCUUUUGACUGACUCCAGUAAAAUAUACUCUUAUGUGUAUUAUCAUCACAGUCCUCUACAAAUGGGUGUCAUUAUUAAUUCUUACAUGAAAGUUCCUUUUCAGAAAUUUAGUAUAUGAUAUGAAUCUUGGUGCAGUGGGGAACUUGAAGUUAGGGCCAGAUGAAAUGAAUAGUAGGUAUCUGGAUCUGACUUUAAGAGUUCCCUAGUUUCUCAUUAAAGUCUUUUGUCUCUGAUUUCCAGGCAGAGCUAGGUUUUCUGCUGGCUCUGAUGCUUUCAAAAAUUAUUCUUUUUCAUUUUUGAAGUACCUAAAUGUAUCCAAAGGCUAUACACAGAGUAAAGCAAAGACAGUCUGAGCCCACAAGCUUACAAUGUAAAAGACACAACACAAAAACAAAAAAGGGGGAAGGAAGGGAAGAGAAAAAUGAGGAAACUCAGGGACCAGUUCUUAAAGUUAGUUUUUAUAACCAUCAGUUUCAUUGGAAACAAUUCAGGGGAGGAACAUGGCAAAUGACAGCUGGUCUCUUAGCUGAACUGAUAGCCCUCUUUCUGUGCUGCAGUCAGGUGCCAAAAAUUGUUAGGUUCCCUUGCCCUCCAGGUUGAUGCCGGUUUAAAACCAGGUUCAUUUCGUUUGCGGGAUGUAUAAGCUUUUGCUGGAUUAUUUCCAGGUUACUUAACUGAUAGAGACCAUUUCUAUGGCCUUGCGCUUUUCUUGAUUUCAAGUCAUGAUUUGUUCAGCACUGAAAAUGUUUUGGAGUCAGUUCUUAAUGCCUGGGACAUCAGUGUAUGUAUGCAUUCUGGUAGUACAUCACCACAUAAUGCUCUCCAUGGAAGAAGAAUGCACUCUUUGCAAAAAUUAAUGAAAUAAAUCUAUGGCAGACACUCAUUUUUAAGAGAGUCAGAUCUUCUGAGCAUCCUCAGAGCAGGACUGUUCUGUUACUUUUGUCUGCUCCAUCCAUUUCAGAACGUGCUUUUCCUUUCUUUUUGUGCUCAGAGCAGCUGAUUCCUACCUUAAUUUUCCUAAACUGUCAUCGGUUUUGAAAAAUUUAAAUUGAUGCUUGCAGCGCUGAUAUCAAUUUGUAUGUAUAAAAUACUUUAUAUAGUAAAGAGAUUAUUAUUUUUUGCCAAAUAGCAGGAGGGAUGCAUAAAGAGCAGAGUCAGAGAUAUAGAGGUACUUUGUAAGUCUAAUGUCUGUUUUAUCCAUGUGUAAUGAGAUGUGCUGGGGUAUUUUUUCUUUUUUGAAAAGCUAUUUCUGCUUUCCACAUGAUAGCUGCAACACUAUCAGGGUUUUUCAGUGUGAAUACAAAAAUAUGUAAAACUCAGUAUUAUACAAGCGGCCUGCCCCAUUUUUCUGAUUUGAACACUGGCCAAUAUCUUGGGCUGUGGAAGAAAACACGUCAUAUUAUUCUGACUUGCAUAAUUCAUGCAGCCGAUUAUUGCUUUCCAAGAUGCCGUUUGGUCAUUACAUGACUAGAUAUCAUUCUGGUAGUUUAUCUCCCCCCCCCCCAAAUCUCUCAUUAAAAACAUAUGUUUAUGCAUCAUUUUUUCUGUCUGAGAAGACCAAGUAUAAUAAAACUUAGAAAUGAAUAUGAUAGUUAGAUGACACACCUUCCGCAUGACCUUGAAGUGUGCUUUGUCCUCUUAUCUAGUGCAUCUCGGCCACAGCUAUUGACAGUAUCUUGGAUUAAAUGCAUUUUUUUCCCUCUGUGAAGAGGUUUGUUCAUGUUUGUUGAUCUGUUUGGCAUAUUUUGGAGCUGUUUAUUCUGCAAACACUUCUUUGCAGCACAUCAGUGUAACGCAGUGUGAAGAAAUCCUGUUUAUUUGAAUUAAGUUGUAAUGGGUAUUGUGUAAUGUGUUCUGACAUUUGUAUCGUACUGUGCAUUGUAAUGUAUUCGAUGUAGGAAGUUUUCUGUCUGGUCUGGUGAAAACUAGUUUUAACUGUUGCAUGGGGCCUUAACUGACAGCCAAGAGAGAAUCCUUAGUAUUCGGGAGGGAGGGAGAGAGAGUAUGCAUAUUUUGUUUGUUGGGUGCAAGCUUGGAAUUUUCAGUUAGACAGUAGGAUUGGAUGGAGCUGGACUUGAGUGGCCAGAAUAAAUGUGUGCAAUAUUGUUAGUUAAUUGAAAAUUGGAGGGGGCUGGAGACUUAGAGUUAAGGGUGGUCAGUGACAGCAGAGGAAGGGGGUCAGGGGAGGACAGAAUGCCUUGUUGUCUGAUAACUUGUUGUGGGUAGCUGAAUCACUUGGCUUAGGCUGAGGAGGAAAAGGGAGAACCUGAACGUUGGUCUCUGGUGACUGGCAGGAGAGGGCAGAUUUCCAGGGCAAUGCAGCAAAAGAAAUCUCUUCAAUAGGUCAGUAAAGGGUUGGAUGAAGAGGCUUCCAACAGAGUCCUCCAUUAUAGUUAAUUGGGGUGGAGAGAAUACAAAAGCAAUUCGGCUAAAGGGCUUUAAUCAUAAACUCUAGAGUUGGAAGGGACCAUGAGGGUCAUCUAGUCCAACCCCCUGCAAUGCAAGAAUCUCUUUUGCCCAAUGUGGGGCUUGAACCCACAACCCUGAGAUUAAGAGUCUCUUACUCUACUGACUGAGCUAUCCAAUUAACUGUUCCUUUAAAGCUGUCUUAGCUGGAUGUAAGCUAUUGGUAUUUAAAGUGACAGUAAGAAGUUUAAAAAGUAUAAGCUAAAGAUAAAGUGCUAUUUUUGAAGUAACCAGAAAAACUUUUGCACUUAAUAAUUGUAUAAUAAAUUAAUAUAAUUAUCUCUAUUAAUUAUCUGUAUCUGACUGGCUUUGUACCAUGCCAGUACCCCAGAUUUAUGGAAUAUUGGUUAGCUAAGGGUUUUAUGGAAAUAAGUGAGACUGAAUGGUGGCAGGGCAUAGGUUUAGAAUUUGCCAUUGACAUGGGAUUUGGGUUUUGUCAUUUUUGAGUAUGUAAGAAAAUGCCCCCUUCCCUCAACAGAAAGCUUCCUUUUUUGCACAGUAUACACAGGACUUUUGGGUUGCUAUGUGAAAGAGCUGAAGCUUAGAUAGGUUUUUGCUCAAGGAUGGGCUUCUGAUUGUAUUUUAACUCAGUGACUCUGUUGGAAUAGAUAUGAAGAACAAAACUAGUUUGCAUUUUAAAAUGUAAUGUCUUCCUCUACAACACUGGUAAUAUAAAAUUUCUGUUCAAUGUUAUUUACACUCUAGGAAUAAUUUCACUGCACUUUUGUACUCUUGCAGAUUUCUGAUCCAGUGACCUGUGAUGAAAUGUUUGAGAGUUUAGCCAAAAUCCAUACCAAUUACUAUAAAAACAAGGUAAGUCCUAUCACUGUGGCCAGGUACCCAGUGUUAGAAUCUGACAGCUGCCUCUGGGAUGUGUUUUGUAAUCCUGAUACUAAGAUUUAUCUAUACUAAGAUUUAUCUGAUUUAUCUUUAGCAGGGGAAGCAAACAUGGCACCUUAUAGAUGCUGUUUGACUCCAGCUCCCAUCAGCCCUAGCCAGCAUGUCCAAUAAAAUCAUAGAAUUGUAAAGUUGGAAGGAACCACAAGGGUCAUCUAGUCCAACCCCCUGAUAAUUAUCCCAUUAUCAGGGUUAAUGGGAGUUGAAGUCCAAUAACAUCCAGAGGGCACCGUAUUAUCUACCACAGUGUCUUUGCUUUUUCUUGAGCAAGCCAGUUCACCUUUUACUGUGUAAAUUGGAGUGGCAAACCUGUGGCUCUCCCAGUGUUAAGACUACAGUUGCCCCAAACCGUCACUACUGGCUAUGCUUGAUGGGAGGUGUAGUCAUGCAUUUGGAGGACCACGUUAGCCAUCCCUGCUAUUUCAGAAAUGCAUGCAUAUAUAUAUAUAUAUAUAUAUAUAUAUAUAUAUAUAUGAAACAACAGUGAGCAUGUUCGUGCUAUAGCAUUUAGCAAAUUUACUUCAGCAUACAAUUUUGAUGCCAAAUGAGAAGAAAGAUUAAGAGAACAUUGUUCUCAGGGGAAGCAGGAGGCUGCUAUAUUUAUAUAUAUAUUUUCUGUUUGUUUGCAUAGUAUCCACGUUUGAAAGAUACAAGCUUUACUGGGGUGACAGUUGAAGAAUGCAAGCUAGUCCUUGCAACAGGUAUUUGAGCAAACUAUGCUUUAUCCAUUUACUGUUCUGUAUCUGGUUGGCUAAAACGAUUCAGCUGCCCUUUACAUCCCCCCUGCUUUGCACACAGGAGUUUCCUCCCUCCCUCCUUCCCAUAAAUAGCCUUCCCAUGAGCAAAACAUUAUGCAAAAGCUGUUUGUAAUGCACCAAUUGUAUUCAGUCUUUAAUGUUAGUGCUAAGACUAACACGUUACUUGAGGAAUGUGGCACACUAUGAUAAAUGGAUUUUGUGUCCCAAAAAGUUGAGCUUAGUCUAGGAAAUAGAUGCAAGUGGGACCUGCAAUUUCUCGCUCCCUAACAGCUGUUCAAGGUGCCAGCCAUUCCUUCUCUUGCAAGCUGCAUGGGCUGCCAAGGAGGGAUGCUGCCUCUUGGUUUUUUUACAUUAAUAAUUUGUACUGUUGAAUACUUCAGGGUCCACCUGACCAUGCUAAUACUGCUCUCUUGUUUCUCAUCAGCCCUAUUUUGCCUCCAAUCCUUUCAGUACAGAAUUGGGGUUUUCAGCGUUUAAUUGCCCUGCAUUUGAGACACACAAGUCUGAAGAAGGGAGUGUUUGUUUCCAGAGCUAAUGAGCCUCAAAUUAAGACUCCCGGUCACUCCCACAAUAGACAUCAGUAAUCAACUGAUUUUGUUGCCUUCCAUUCUUCCUGCAUUUGUGGUUUCUGCUUGGGAACAAGAAAUACGAUAAAGAACAGUCUAAAUUAACCUGUGUAGAAGCUGCUUUCUCUGCUUGGUUUCAGUUUUUACACUUCAAGAGUUUUCUAUUAUACUAUGAUUUAUCUAAGCUAACUGUAUCAAGACAAACAGCCUUUAUAGAAACAGUAAAUUUAAACAUUCCUGAAGUGUCCUGAAGCUAAAUAGCAGUCUUAUGUUCUGGCUGCAGUGCAUAGAAAAUGCUAGUCUUUGCUGGCUCCACAUGUACUGUUCUGACUAAGGAGAGCAGGUCUGCCCCGGGCAGCGAAACAUAAACUUAUUGAGAUGGAAAUGAAUGGUUGUUUCACACCUUAUGCUUUUUAGAGUGUACUUUAAAUGGAAUGGUUGGACAUGAUUAAUGUGAGUGUUCAGGCAUGUGAACUGCACAGGCACAUGCACCAGGGAACUAGGACUGGCUGUGGUUUUCUGUCACAUGUAUACAUGAUGGCAAACAUGCAUAUAUCACCAUGUUACUGUUUAAGCAGCCUCUUAAAGAAAAUUGUUUUUAUAAUGAAAACCCUAUUAUUAUUGUCUUUUCUGACUUCCUCUUAAUGCAGCUAGCUUGAAGCAGAUGGAAGAAGCAAAGAAAGGAAAAUGGACAAAGUUACGUGAGAAAUUUUCUGCCAAGAAUCCUGAAGAAGAUUCCAAAUGA